CUCAACUUAUGCGACAUCUUAUGGAAGCGUCCCUGUCCAAGGUCCUGAAAUCUGCUUUCCCAAGCAUGCGUCAUGUGACUUCACCCAGCUCUGCCUAGCUCAGCACCCAGCCUACUGGUUUCUGGAGAUUUCAUGUGAGAAAAGGACUAACCCCGAGCCCCUUUCCCUCUCAUCUUGCGUUGUUCAUAGGCUGUUUAUUCGGGCCCCUUUUUCCUUCCUUUUCUUACUCUUUCUUUUUUUGUUGUUUUUUUUUUUCAAACCCGGUCGGAUAAUGUGGACCUUCAAAGCGCCAGGAGUAUGACAAAAGAUUUUAGGAUGCUGGACUUGUGCAGCUCGUUUUCUUCCUCUCUUUUUACUUAAAUGCCAACACGGUGAAUGCGUCAGAGUGGGGACAGAGUGGACAAGCCUGCUGCCAGCGGUCCGCACUCAGAAAGUCAACAUCUUGUCUUUCUUGAUUUUAUUCUCCUCUGGAGCGACUUCAGAAGGAUGUAACGACCGAUCCACCUUGUGCAGCUGAAGUCUCCUCAUCAAAAUGCAGAAGGGAAUACGACUUAAUGAUGGUCAUGUCACCUACCUGGGGCUUUUGGCGAAAAAGGAUGGUACAAGACGAGGGUGCUUGAGCAAAAAGAGCUCUGACAACACGAAAUGGCACACAAAGUGGUUUGCUUUGUUACAGAAUAUGCUCUUUUAUUUUGAGAACGAGUCCAGCUCUCGACCCUCGGGAUUAUACCUGUUGGAGGGAUGCAUAUGCGACAGGGCGCCUUCGCCGAAACCUUCACAGUCAGCCAAGGAGUGUUUGGAAAAGCAGUACUAUUUCACUGUCAGCUUCACGCAUGAAAAUCAAAAGGCGCUCGAGUUACGGACAGAAGAUGUAAAGGACUGCGAUGAAUGGGUGGCUGCAAUAUCACAUGCCAGUUACCGAAACUUGGCCAACGAGCAUGAGACUCUCAUGCAGAAGUAUCUUCAUCUGCUUCAGAUUGUGGAGACGGAGAAAACGGUUGCUAAGCAACUUCGACAACAGAUAGAAGAUGGGGAAAUAGAGAUCGAAAGGCUUAAGUCGGAGAUCGCUGGUCUGCUCAAAGACAACGAGAAGAUUCACGCCAGCCCUGCAGCCGCCCCAACCGACGAUGACUCAGAAAUUAAAAAAAUCAAAAAAGUCCAGAGCUUCCUGCGAGGCUGGAUCUGCAGGAGGAAGUGGAAGACAAUCAUCCAAGAUUACAUCCGCUCACCACAUGCAGAGAGCAUGAGGAAGAGGAACCAGGUGGUGUUCAGCAUGUUGGACUCGGAGGCAGAGUAUGUCCAGCAGCUUCACAUCCUGGUGAACAACUUCCUGAGGCCGCUCCGCAUGGCAGCCAGCUCCAAGAAACCGCCCAUCACCCACGAUGAUGUCAGCAGCAUAUUCCUCAACAGUGAAACUAUCAUGUUUCUGCAUCAGAUAUUUUAUCAGGGUCUUAAAGCCAGAAUAGCGAGCUGGCCGACAUUAGUGCUGGCCGACCUUUUCGACAUCCUGCUGCCCAUGCUGAAUAUCUACCAAGAGUUUGUGAGGAACCACCAGUACAGCCUUCAGAUCUUGGCUCACUGCAAGCAGAACCGAGACUUUGACAAGCUGCUGAAACAGUAUGAAGCCAAGCCAGACUGUGAGGAGAGGACUCUGGAGACCUUCCUCACCUACCCCAUGUUCCAGAUUCCCCGCUACAUUCUUACACUUCACGAACUCCUGGCCCACACACCCCAUGAACAUAUAGAGAGAAACAGUCUGGACUACGCCAAAUCUAAACUGGAGGAGCUUUCCAGAAUCAUGCAUGACGAAGUGAGCGAGACCGAAAACAUCAGGAAGAACCUGGCAAUCGAGCGCAUGAUCGUGGAGGGCUGCGAGAUUCUCCUCGACACUAGCCAGACAUUUGUAAGACAAGGGUCACUCAUCCAGGUGCCAAUGAGUGAGAAGGGCAAGAUCACUCGUGGGCGACUGGGCUCUCUGUCCCUGAAGAAGGAGGGGGAGAGGCAAUGCUUUCUCUUCUCCAAGCAUUUAAUCAUCUGCACCAGGGGUUCUGGGGGAAAGCUUCAUCUCACCAAGAAUGGAGUAGUCUCACUUAUAGACUGCACUCUUAUGGAGGAUCCUGAGGGGACAGAUGAUGAGUCCAAAUCAGACAAGAGCGGCCAGGACAUGGAGCACCUGGACUUCAAGAUUGUUGUGGAGCCAAAGGACAGCCAAUCAUUCACAGUCAUCCUGGUGGCCUCCUCGAGGCAGGAGAAGUCUGCAUGGACCAGUGACAUCAGCCAGUGCAUCGACAACAUCCGCUGCAACGGCCUGAUGAUGAACGCUUUUGAGGACAACUCCAAAGUCACAGUACCACAGAUGAUAAAGUCAGAUUCAAGUCUGUACUGCGAUGACGUGGACAUCCGCUUCAGCAAGAUGAUGAACUCCUGCAAGGUGCUGCAGAUCCGCUACGCCAGCGUUGAGCGCUUGCUGGAGAGACUGACUGACCUCCGUUUCCUCUCUAUCGAUUUCCUCAACACCUUCCUGCACUCCUACCGCGUGUUCACCACCGCCGAUGUGGUGCUAGACAAACUCAUCACCAUCUACAAGAAGCCCAUCAGUGCCAUCCCUGCUCGGUCCCUGGAGUUAUUCUUUGCCAGCAGUCAAAACAGUAAACUCUUGUAUGGAGAGCCUCCCAGCUCCCCCAGGGCCAGCAGAAAGUUCUCCUCACCUCCUCCUCUCGCUAUCACCAAGAAUUCAUCCCCAAACCGCCGGCGCAAGCUCUCGCUGAACAUCCCCAUCAUCACUGGGGGCAAAGCUCUUGACCUGGCUGCCCUCAGCUGCUCCUCAAAUGGCUAUGCAAGCAUGUACUCCUCCAUGUCCCCAUUCAGCAAGACCACCUUGGACAUCAACAAACUGUAUGUGUCCAGCCCUAUCGCAAGCAAAAUCCCUGAUGAGGGAGAGGACAAGAAGGACAAGAUGGAAGAUACCCCAGCGUCCAAACAAGAUCUCUCUGUACGAGAAGAAAGUGACAAUGAUCCAAACCAGAGCGACGAGGGGGACGCAGAAGCUUCUCCCACCAAGUCGCCAACAACCCCAAAAAAUGUUAAAUGCAAAAACUCCUCAGAGUUCUCCUUGUUUUCCUACAACAAUGGCAUGGUGAUGUCCUCGUGUAGAGAGCUGGACAACAACCGCAGUGCCCUGUCUGCUGCCUCCGCUUUUGCUAUUGCUACAGCUGGAGCCAACGAGGGCACACCUACCAAGGAAAAAUAUCGUCGGAUGUCCCUCGCCAGUACUGGCUUCCCAACAGAUCAGAGAAAUGGAGACAAAGAGUUUGUGAUCAGACGAGCAGCGACCAACAGAGUCCUGAAUGUCCUGAGGCACUGGGUGUCCAAACAUUCUCCGGACUUUGACACUAACAAUGAGCUUAAGACAAAAGUUAUUGCCUUCCUGGAGGAAGUGAUGCAUGACCCGGAGCUGCUCACCCAGGAGAGGAAAGCAGCAGCCAACAUCAUUAGGACUUUAACUCAGGAAGAUCAUGGUGACAAUCAGAUCACCCUUGAAGAUUUAACACAACUGGUGGAUGGAGGGAAGGCUGAUCCCUUUGAGAGCCACUCUGCGUUGGAGAUUGCAGAACAGCUCACUCUGCUGGACCACUUGGUGUUUAAGGUCAUCCCUUAUGAGGAAUUCUUUGGACAAGGCUGGAUGAAGAAUGACAAAAAUGAGAAGACACCAUAUAUCAUGAGAACAACCAAACACUUCAAUGAUAUAAGCAACCUUAUUGCCACAGAGAUCCUGCGAUGUGAGGACAUGGUCACUCGAGUAACUGUCAUAGAGAAAUGGGUGGCUGUGGCUGACAUUUGUCGAUGUCUCCACAACUACAACGCCGUGCUUGAGAUCACCUCCUCCCUCAACCGCAGCUCCGUCUUCCGCCUCAAGAAGACCUGGCUUAAAGUUUCCAAACAGACAAAAGCACUGAUUGACAAGCUGCAGAAGCUGGUCUCAUCGGAGGGGAGGUUCAAAAACCUGAGAGAGGCUUUGAAGAACUGUGAUCCUCCCUGUGUGCCCUACUUGGGGAUGUACCUCACUGACCUGGCUUUCAUUGAGGAGGGAACACCGAACUACACCGAAGACAACUUGGUCAACUUCUCGAAGAUGAGAAUGAUUUCUCACAUCAUUAGAGAAAUCAGGCAGUUUCAGCAAACGGCAUACAAGAUUGACCUGCAACCAAAGGUAGCCCAGUAUCUACUGGAUAAGAGCUUUGUUCUGGAUGAAGAAAGCAUGUAUGAGGCCUCACUCAGAAUUGAGCCCAAAGUGCCCAACUGAUGGGGAAGUUGGUCCUCCACAUUAUUUUCUCUGUUAAUAUUACACAUCAGUUAACAUACACAUCAUCUUUUGUAUAGUUGUACAUGUUUAAGAUACUUGCUCUUCUGUACAGUAGAUGUUCAAUGACACAAAACCUUUCAGUGUAUUUUUUAGUUUGUUUGUUGCUGUUGCCAUGAUGCCACCUGCUUUAAGGAUUUGUUCUUAUUUCUUUGAGGUAUUUCAUGCAUAAUAACAGAGGUCACUUUGGUUGUACACAGCUGUGCCUUCUUAGUGACCAAUGACAUUAUUUUGCAUCAUCUCAUACUGUGUCGCCUUUGCACUUUCUGAGCACUCGUGCUGCCAGCUGUUGUUCUCUUUGCUUGAGUUUUAUCAACAACUGAGUUUCUCUGCAACUAAUGUAGCAUUGUAAAAAAAAAAAUGUAACUGCGUCAAAUCAGGUAAAAGAGCAAAGAGAAUAUCACUGUAUUUAAAGCUGAGGAACAAUGAUCAGUGGAGAAGACAACAAGGUAUCUGAAGCAUUACCGUCUCUGUGCUUCCCAAACCAAAAUGAGAGGGAUUUGUUUCUUCAUUUAUGCUCACUACUCUAACGUCAGGGGUUCCCAACCGUUUUGUAUCAUUUUUAUAUAGGCAAUGUCAUUGUGGACCAGCCCAGUUGGACUAAAAGAAGAAGAAAACUAGAUGGGAAACAAACCUACCAA
Messenger RNA from Scatophagus argus, 5001 nucleotides. RefSeq names its product Ras protein specific guanine nucleotide releasing factor 1 (gene rasgrf1). Gene Ontology annotation, cellular component: plasma membrane. The record is from RefSeq and is a predicted model, not a curated record. Bases 533 to 4303 code for a protein of 1256 amino acids. Gene Ontology annotation, biological process: Ras protein signal transduction; positive regulation of GTPase activity. NCBI's taxonomy places the organism in Eukaryota, Metazoa, Chordata, Actinopteri, Scatophagidae. The transcript has 27 exons. Gene Ontology annotation, molecular function: protein binding; guanyl-nucleotide exchange factor activity.